AUGAUUUUUUGUCUUAACCAGACGCAACUAGAGCGGCAUGAGAACGCGAUUCUCAAACAAGACAAUGAAAAGCUGCGUGUUGAAAACGGUAUCCUUAAAGAAUCAAUGAGAAGUCCUAUAUGCAACAACUGUGGUGGAGCAGCUACACCUGGUGUGGUUUCAUAUGAGCAGCAGCAGCUUAGAAUUGAGAACGUUAAGCUUAAGCACGAGUUCGAUAAGCUUUGUUCUUUAGCAAACAGAUUCAUUGGCGGUUCCAUCUCACUCGAGCAGCCUUCAAACGGUGAGAUUCGCUCACGUCAUUUGCCUGUAGGACAUGGUUUCAUCAGAGGUACUUUGACUUGUGAGAGCUCCAUGUUUAUGGAUCUUGCCAUGGAAGCUAUGGAUGAGUUGAUUAAGUUAGCGGAACUGGAGGAUCCUUUAUGGAUAAGAUGCUCAAAGAGUGAGAAAGAUUCGUUGAACCAUGACGAGUAUAGAAGAGUUUUCGCUGGUAGUAAAGAAUCGGGUUUUGUAGCUGAAGGUUCAAGAGAAACUGGUUUAGUUCUCAUCAAUAGUUUGGCUCUAGUGGAGACUCUUAUGGACACGAACCGAUGGGAAGAAAUGUUUGAGUGUAUUGUAGCUGUUGCAUCAACUGUUGAAGUGAUAUCUAAUGGUAGUGCUGGAUCAAGAAACGGCUCUAUUCAAUUGAUGCAAGCAGAGUUUCAAGUGAUGUCUCCAUUAGUUCCAAACAGAAAAAUCAAGUUUCUUAGAUAUUGUAAGCAACAUGGAGAUGGUUUAUGGGCGAUUGUUGAUGUUUCUUGCAAUGUAAACAGAGAAGAUGAGAACUUGAAGACUUAUGGUGGCUUUAAGAGGUUUCCUUCAGGCUGCAUUAUACAGGACAUAGGCAAUGGUUGCUCCAAGAGAAACUUUCAACAGGUGACGUGGAUAGAACAUUCAGAGUUUGAAGAGAAUCAGAUCCACUCACUUUAUCAACCGUUGCUCAGUUCCUCUCUCGGGUUAGGUGCAACCAAGUGGCUUGCGACUCUGCAAAGACGAUGCGAAAGCUACAUGACCCUGUUGUCUUCUCAAGUUCACACAGGGUUGUCACUUGCUGGCACCAAGAGUACACUAACACUCGCACAGCGUAUGAAGCGAAACUUCUACUCAGGCAUAACUGCUUCGCCCAUUCACAAAUGGGAGAAGCUUCUCGCUGAGAACUUAGGACAAGACACGAGGAUACUGACCCGUAAGAGCCUCGAGCCGUCUGGUAUUGUCCUGAGCGCUGCAACGUCUCUGUGGCUACCGGUGAAUCAGCAGAGACUCUUUGAGUUUCUAUGUGAUUGUAAAUGCAGAAACCAGUGGGAUAUUUUGUCUAAUGGUGCUUCAAUGGAAACCAUGCUUCUCAUCCCAAAAGGGCAACAAGAAGGAAGAUGUGUCUCUCUUCUUCGUCCUGCUGGGAAGGAUCAAAAUGAGAGGAGUAUGCUAAUCCUGCAAGAGACAUGGAAUGAUGCUUCUGGUGCGCUUGUGGUUUACGCACCUGUCGAUGUUCCAUCUAUGAACGUUGUAAUGAGCGGUGGAGAUUCAGCUAACGUGGCGCUUCUUCCAUCGGGGUUCUCGAUAUCGCCUGAUGGAUCAUCAUCAUCAUCAUCAUCAUGGUCUGAUGAGAUCAGUACCAAUGGAGGUUUGGUGAAUCACGAAAGCAGAGGAUGUCUCUUGACCGUAGGAUUUCAGAUCUUAGUGACCAGCGCAUCGACUGCAAAACUCAACGUUGAAUCUGUUCAAACUGUUAACAACCUCAUCGCUUGCACCAUUCACAAGAUCAGAGCCGCUCUUCAUAUACCUGCUUAA
Molecule: messenger RNA, 1824 nt
Organism: Thlaspi arvense
Lineage: Eukaryota; Viridiplantae; Streptophyta; Magnoliopsida; Brassicales; Brassicaceae
Source: the annotation of a GenBank genome assembly